Messenger RNA from Coregonus clupeaformis (lake whitefish), 3672 nucleotides. Its product is annotated as SH3 domain-containing protein 19. Gene Ontology annotation, biological process: protein transport to vacuole involved in ubiquitin-dependent protein catabolic process via the multivesicular body sorting pathway. Gene Ontology annotation, cellular component: ESCRT-0 complex. NCBI's taxonomy places the organism in Eukaryota, Metazoa, Chordata, Actinopteri, Salmoniformes, Salmonidae. Gene Ontology annotation, molecular function: protein binding. The transcript has 15 exons. Bases 282 to 3638 code for a protein of 1118 amino acids. The record is from RefSeq and is a predicted model, not a curated record.
UGACGUAGGGACGUGCUUGGAGCGACACAGCUCAGACAAACUAGCUAUUAUUCGAUAGUCUCUCCGGUUAUUAUUGGCAAUAAAUUGUUUUUCCAUCUCUUUAUGAUACUUUUACACACUCCCAACGUUGGCGAAGGAUAUUGACGGUAGUCAACUUGUUUUGUGAAAAGUAACGCGAGUUGUUGUGUUGUUUAGGAGAGUUUGGUUUGUAGGACAUGUUGCUAUCCAUUGUUUUAGAGCACUAGCUGUCUUCGUUCACUAGAAUAGUGUGUCUCUCUGCCAUGGCCGAGGCGAGGAGACUGGAGGACGAAGACCAGGACACUUUGACAGGGGAACCGAGGGAACCUGUCGUAAGACGACAACCUAGAACGGCCAACUCAUCUGGAGAGCGCUCAGAGAGGCACAAAGAACAAAGACUCAGCCAAGGACCUCUGUCCUCAAUCAGGGCCGCCAUUAAGAGGACGUCGUCUAGACCCACUUCCCUGAGCGAGAGUACUCCCAGAGACCGGAGGCGUCCAGAGAUCACCAUCCUUUCAGCAGAGCCGCUGGUGUCUAACACCUGGUUCCCCGGGGCUUCUGGGGGAUUCCCUCCGCCCCCUCCUCCCGCCGCUCAGAUCUGGGGCAGCAGUAUACCUCCAACUAUACAGCCUCCCCCGUCCUAUGAUGAGGUGAUUAGAGAGAAGAGACAGGAACAGGUUCAAGGGUUGCCUCCCUCCUCCUCUUCCUCAUCAUCCCUACGCUCCGUCUCCACGACUACCAUCGCCACGCAGACUGACACCGGACCUGAAUCCUCAGUUCCAACCCACAGUCACGCCCCAGUCCAGAGAGGCUCAGUGGCCAGGAGAGCUCCAAAGCCUCCCAGACCUUCUUAUCCCUUUAUAUCCAAACCGUCGCACGCUGAUGACACGACUUCGCACGCUGAUGACACAACGUCGCACGGUGAUGACACGACGUGGGCUGCUACUGCUACUGUCGACUCUCUGCUCUUCCUAGAAGACAGUCCAGCACUACACACACACACUCCGACCAGCAGACACACCGAGGACACCAGACCAGCAGCGUUUCACAGCGAUCUCUUGACCUCUGAUCCUUUCUCACCUCUGACCUCUGCCUCUGGCAGCCAGACCGACCAUUGGGUGCAGUCCUCCUUGGUCCCGCCACCUCAUUCAACUGUUGCCUUGACAACUCCCUCCGCCCCUCCUCUGCUCCAUAACCAUCCCAGGCCACACCCUCGCACAAAGAAUAGCCUUCGACCAAUCAGGCGAGAGGUCAAGGUUCAGACCCUGGUGAGGCUGGGACAGACUGGAAGUGAGGUCACAGAGAACCAGGAUUUGAGUCAUCAGGAGGGGAAAUACCUUCAGGAGCUCCUGGACGCUUUCAGCUCUGAUGAUUGGGGCUUCCCUGAUCACCAUAGCAACGACAACGGAGAGAGCGACUCGGGAGGAGAAGAGGAGGAGGAAGACAUGGGUACUCUGAGAGCCAGGAUACAAGCCUUCGAGCUGCAGCAACAGGUAGAGGACCACGGUAACCGUACAGAUGAUAGCCAUGGAGACAACGGAGCGUUGCUAGGGCGGGGAAGACCUGAACCCCAUCACAGAGUCCAGGCCCCGCCCAAACCGGCCCCUCCCGUCGCCCCCAAACCCUCCUCCUGCAAAGGACUCUGGCAAGGGGGAGGCUCGGUGGCGAUGGCCGUGAACUUGACUGUUGAUACAACCACCGCCCAGCCCAAACCCAGUGAGACCACCUCAAGUGCCCCCGUCCUUGCUCCUGUCUCUACCCUUAACCCUAUUGUCCCAGUCCCUGCACCCCGACCCCUGCUCCCUAGAAAGCCCCCCUCUGAACCCCUAAGACCAGACCGCCAGGCGGGGCAGACAGAGGGGACCCCCGCAAUCCCCUGUCCUCCUCCAAGACCUCCAGUAGCACCCAGGACUAAACCCUCCGCAGACCUCCACAGCACCAACACUAAACCCUCCGCAGACCUCCACAGCACCAACACUAAACCCUCCGCAGACCUCCACAGCACCAACACUAAACCCUCCGCAGACCUCCACAGCACCAACACUAAACCCUCCGCAGACCUCCACAGCACCAACACUAAACCCUCUGCAGACCUCCACAGCACCAACACUAAACCCUCCGCAGACCUCCACAGCACCAACACUAAACCCUGUGUUGCUCGGAAGCCCACUGCCAUGACGUCAUCCGGUAGAGCGAGUGCCGUCCCAGAGAACAGGAGACCUUCUCUGGCCUCCAAACCCUCCAUCCAGACCUCAACCUCAGCUCCAGUCGCAGCCCCAGUCCAGGCUACACCCCCGACCUUAGCCCCAGCUCCAGCCCCAGUGAGGUCUACUCCCCCAGCCUUACCUCCAGCUCCAGCCCAAAGGAAAACCCCACCGGUCUCCACAGAGUCUGAACCUCGAACCCAGGGAGGGGUUAAGAUGCUCCCCCUCCGCCCCCCUCCCAUAAAGACUGUUCCUGGUCGACCCCCACCUCCCCAGGCUGUCUCUGCCUCGUCCAUCACAUUAGCCAAUCAGCCCCCUGCCCAGGCUGUCUCCGCCCCCUCUACUAUAUCAUCCAAUCAGCCAUCCCCUCCCCAGGAUGUCCCCGCCCCCUCCAAUCAGCCGCAGGAUCAGAGGGCACCAAAGAGAGGCCCCCCUCUACCCCCCCGACCCAAGCCUGGACAUCCCCUGUACAAGAGCUACAUGAAACAGGACGUCCUGGUUCUGUUGGAGAAGACAGACUCCGCCCACAAAGAUUGUCUCCUGGGGGAGGAGUCAGGUCGGGUACAAGGGUCACACAUGACUGUCAUCACCCCUCUGUCUGACCAAUCACAGCCUCCCAGUGACCAACACAACCAAUUCGAUCCCGCCUCGGACGACAACAGCCAAUUGAAAACUCCCUCUGAAUACAAGAGCCAAUCAGAACCUCCGUCCAUCCUCCCAUCUCAGCCCCGUGUAGAGAAGGCCCAACCGGUCACAGCACCUGUCAGUGGUCCCAGGUGUGUGGCGCGGUUCGACUACGAGGGGGAGGAGGAAGACGAGCUGACAUUCUCCGAGGGUGAUGUCAUCGCUCUGACGGAUGUGAUUGAUCAGGAGUGGGGGCGGGGUCAGAUCCACGGGCGAAUAGGAAUCUUCCCCCUGGCCUUCACCGAGAUCCUGGAGGAACCACCCCCGUCGGCAGGGUUACACGACCUUGUCGAGACGACCACGAAGACAGCUGAAUCCUCAGAAGGUGCAGAACAGUGGGCUGUGGCUCUGCAUGAUUUCCCAGGUCAGACUGCAGAGGACCUGUGGUUCCAGCAGGGGGCGCUGAUCAGAGUAACACGGCGCGUAGACGCCGACUGGACCAGAGGAACACUGGACGGACGGGAGGGACUGUUCCCCACUACCUUCACACACACCUGUAACACAGGUGACACACAGACUCAGCCAAUGACGGGCCAGCCUGUGGCCAGGGGCGUGGCCAAGGUCCUGUUUGAUUUCAGUGCAGAGAGUGAAGAUGAACUCUCACUGAAGGCGGGGGAGGUAGUGACAGGGGUGGUGACAGUAGAUGAGGAGUGGUAUCUGGGGGAUGCAGGAGGGAGGCGAGGCCUGGUCCCCAAAAACUACCUGACACUGCUUCCUGACAGCUACAAAUAGGACUAUGUACACUAUGUGAUUGAUAUAUACAUGA